AUGGCCAUCAUUACAUCAACAAAGCCACGAGUCGUGAGCCUAGGCGAGCCCAAAUUCGUGGGUAAAGAGUACCUCAAGGAAUUCGAGACAAAAUUUCGCUACUCUGUACUGCCCGCCACCAACCGCGCUGAGACUCAGCAGAUGAUCCCAGAGGACAUCAAAAAGAAUGGUCCAAUUGACGCCUUCAUUAUCCGCAUGGGCACUCCACCUUACGAGCCUUUUGAUGAGGACUUACUCAAGGAUCUGGUCCCCAACUGUAAGAUCAUUACGUCUGCGAGUGCCGGGUUCAAUGAGUUCGAUGUCGAUUGGAUGGCGUCUAAGGGAAUGUGGUUUUGUAAUACAGUCAAUGCUGUUGCGGAGGCUACUGCUGAUAUGGCUAUAUUUUUGACAUUAGCCACGCUCAGGAAUACAACUAAUGCGGAGAGGAGUGCUCGCAAUGGUGAAUGGAGAUCAGGCGCUGGCUUGGUACCGGGUCGUGACCCCGGGGGCUUGACACUCGGAAUCGUGGGUAUGGGAGCUAUUGGAAAGUAUAUGGCCAAAAAGGCUCUCGCAUUCAACAUGAAGAUCAAAUACUACAACCGCCGACAACUCCCUGCCGAGGAAGAGGCCAAGUACAACGCCACCUACUGCUCAACUUUGCACGAACUUCUUGGGUCUGCCGACGUCAUAUCUCUCAACUGCCCCUUAAACACCGAAACAACGAAUCUAAUCGGAGCCGCUGAGUUCGCAGCCAUGAAAGACGGCGUGUUCCUCGUCAACACAGCCCGUGGUGCCGUUAUCCACGAGCCCAGCCUCAUUACAGCGCUUGAGAGCGGAAAAGUGGCUCGCGCUGGUCUUGAUGUCUUUGUCAACGAGCCUAGUCCUGAUCCGUACUUUUUGAAGAGUGAUAAGGUCAUUGUUCAGCCUCAUUUGGGUGGGUUGACGGAUGCUGCGUUCAUGAAGGCGGAGAGAGAGUGUUUUGAAAAUAUUCGUGCGUUUUUCACGAAGGGGAAGCCGAAUUCGCCUGUGCGGGAAAUUAAGGCUAAGGUGUAA
Molecule: messenger RNA, 1032 nt
Organism: Talaromyces amestolkiae
Lineage: Eukaryota; Fungi; Ascomycota; Eurotiomycetes; Eurotiales; Trichocomaceae
Exons: 2
Coding region: 1-1032 (343 amino acids)
Cellular component (GO): cytosol
Molecular function (GO): hydroxypyruvate reductase [NAD(P)H] activity; NAD binding; glyoxylate reductase (NADPH) activity
Source: RefSeq, a predicted model, not a curated record